Molecule: messenger RNA, 282 nt
Organism: Cynocephalus volans (Philippine flying lemur)
Lineage: Eukaryota; Metazoa; Chordata; Mammalia; Dermoptera; Cynocephalidae
Gene: SMIM36
Product: small integral membrane protein 36
Exons: 1
Coding region: 1-282 (93 amino acids)
Source: RefSeq, a predicted model, not a curated record
AUGGAAUUCAACUUGGAUAUCGACCCUGUCACCUUGAACCUGAUCAUCCUGGUUGUGAGCUACGUCAUCUUGCUCCUGGUCUUCCUCAUCUCCUGCAUACUAUAUGACUGCCGAGGCAAAGACCCCAGCAAAGAGGAUGCUCCCGAGGCCCCUCUCGACGCCCAGCCCUCUGUCCACUUGGUGGUGAUGCGGCAAAGUGUUCCCGGGGCCCCCUGGGCAAGGGGGCCUGGCCUGCAUUUUGGGGAUCCUGCUCUGCUAGGGAAGAAGAGCACCGUUGUGUAA